AUGACCAAGACUGUGUGCAUCGUCGGCGCCGGUCCUUCUGGACUCGUGGCCGCCAAAACCCUCCUUCACAAUGCUCCCAAGGACGCCUUCAAAGUCAGCGUCUUCGACUCUCAGGCCGCCAUCGGUGGCCUGUGGCCCGUGUCCAAGACGGACAACGGCCGCUUGAUUCACCCUCUCAUGAUCACCAACCAGAGCAGGCACACGAUGCACUUUAGCGACCUCGCCUGGGAACGGGAUGCUCCGCAGCUCCCUCGCGCCUGGAUGAUCGGAAAGUACCUGGAGCGGUACAUGAACCGCCAUCUCACCGGACAGGCUGGUUUUGACCUUCAGCUUCGCACCCGCGUCGUCGGCGCCGAGCCCGCCAUCGCCAUGGAAGGAAAUCCAGGUUGGCACGUGCGGCUCCGGACGGAGGAGGGGGAAAAGACGGAGAGGUUUGACUAUCUGCUCGUCGCCUCGGGCCAUUUCGGCAAGCCCAUGAUUCCAGAGUGUCUCGCCCGGCCGAGCUUGAUCCCCGUCAUCCACAGCAGCCGCUAUCGCGACUUGAAGGACCUCUUGGUGAAGGCGACAGGAAAGGGCAAAAUUCUUGUCGUCGGUGGCCAAAUGUCCGGCGUCGAGAUUGCCGCGACGAUCGCCUCGCACCUGUCGUCGGCCGCGCAUGCGCCCGGCGAGGCGGACAUUCCUCACGUCGACCGGUAUACGGUUCAUCACGUCUUGCAGCGACCCGUCUGGGUGUUCCCCCACUUCACGACGCCCGAGCCCAAGCUGGCGGCUCCGCCCUUUCUCCCCAUCGACUUUGCCUCGUACAAUUCCAACAGCCGACCCCAGCCGCUGGUCAACACCCAAGGGCACGUCGCCCAGGACGUCGCGAGCGUCGUUCACGGCGUGUACGAAAAUGUCCUCGGCACGAACCAAUCGCAGUUCUCGCCCCUGCUGCGGGUCGACGGCGACGACAGGACGGCGCCUCCGUACUUGGCGGUGAGCGACUGGUACUGCGACUUCGUACGGUCCGGGCUCAUCACCUUGUCCAAGGGCAAGGUCGAGUCGCUCGUCGGCACCACGGCAGUCCUCUCCGACGGCGCCGGCCAGGUGGAUGAUGUCGCCGCCGUCGUCGUGGCCACGGGCUUCGACCCUUCCCCCUCGCUGGAUUUUCUACCCCGGGACACUCUCGAGAGGCUGCAGCACUCGCCGCGGCACACGAAGCAGCCUCUGGCCCUCGCCUUUCACGGCACUCACCAUCCCGAGGUGCCCAACCUCGGCUUCGUCGGCUUCUACCGCUCUCCAUACUGGGGCAUCAUGCAGAUGCAGGCCCGCUUCCUCGCCGAGUUCUGGUCCGGCCGAGCGGCGCUCGCGGCACCCCUGUCGCGGAGACUGGCCGCCGACGACUCCAUCCAACGCACGCUCUCCCUGCGCAACGACGUUCAACUCUCGCAGUUCCCCAUGGGUGAUUACCAAUGGCUCAUGCAAGAGUUUGCCGAGGCCCUGUCGAUGGAACGAGCGUCACGGCCCUCUCAUCCGGAGCUUCCACGCCUCACGCAAAACGACGAGGUGCUGGAUACGCUGACGCCGUCGAGGUUCACCUCCCCGACGGACGACGACGCGGCAAGGGAAAGUGCCGCCCUCUCCGUCCAGGACACGCUCGACGUGACGGCAGCCGGCCUCGGGACGCCGACGUUCAUCUCCCGCGCCGUCUUCCGCAGCCUGCUCGGCACCUGGAAGCUGCAUCGGCAAAUCACGAGCAGGCUGCCCUCGCACCCCAGCGGCUCCUUUGGCGGCACGGCACAGUUUCUUCUUCGCGAGAAGAGCACCGACGGCACGUCGGCCGGCGGCGGCGGCGACGACGACGACGACGACGACGACGACGACGGCUUGGAAUACCUCUACGUCGAGGCGGGCGAGUUCACGACCGACUCGGGCUUCCGUUUCCCCGCGACGAGGCGUUAUGUGUGGCGGUACGACGAGCGCAAGGACCUGCUCAGCGUGUGGUUCACAAAGCCAGACGACGACAAGCGCGCCGACUACCUCUUCCACGAGAUCGAGUUUGAGCAGCCGACGGCUCGGGGCGAUGAGAGCUGGAGGGCCAAGGCGGGGCAUCUGUGCGUCGACGACUACUACGACGUCAAGUACAGGUUUGCCUUUGACGCCGUGAACCUGAGGGACUGGAGCAUCGAGUAUACCGUCAACGGGCCGAAGAAAGAUUACAGCAUCCGCGGGGCGUACUCGCGCUAG
Messenger RNA from Drechmeria coniospora, 2226 nucleotides. RefSeq names its product pyridine nucleotide-disulfide oxidoreductase. Gene Ontology annotation, molecular function: N,N-dimethylaniline monooxygenase activity; NADP binding; flavin adenine dinucleotide binding. The record is from RefSeq and is a predicted model, not a curated record. Lineage: Eukaryota; Fungi; Ascomycota; Sordariomycetes; Hypocreales; Ophiocordycipitaceae. The coding region runs from base 1 to 2226 and encodes 741 amino acids. The transcript is spliced from 3 exons.